Messenger RNA from Toxoplasma gondii ME49, 2971 nucleotides. RefSeq names its product MORN repeat-containing protein. The record is from RefSeq and is a predicted model, not a curated record. The transcript has 4 exons. Lineage: Eukaryota; Apicomplexa; Conoidasida; Eucoccidiorida; Sarcocystidae. The coding region runs from base 281 to 1051 and encodes 256 amino acids.
ACUCGCAAGGAAGUCUCGAGAAAGAAGCACGUUCCCCGAGAAGAGAAGCGACAGAGAAACACUUGGCAGCCUCGAAGACUGCUGCGCGACAGCGGGACCUCUUCGCAAAAACCUCUUUUUCCAUGAGAACCUAAAGCGUUUUUCGCUCGACAUUUAAAAGAUCCGUUUCAGUGCAGCUUCCUCUGGCGUUGACUACUGCCGGUUCUAAAACACAGUCAGGUUGAUCUUCCUCUGGACUUGAGUCGCAAGAAGCGAGAGCGGUUGUAGCGUUUUGAAGAAGAUGGAGAACCCGUCGGACGACGAAGCGGAAACUCCCAGAUAUACGCUCGUGACUGGGGAAGGCACAAAACAACACAGUUCGAGAGAGUACACUGGAGUCGGGAGAGCGACGUACUAUUUCGACGAAGGAAAACGCGAGGAGUUUGAGGGACAUUAUCUCAACGGAGUUCGAGAAGGAAAAGGGAGCUAUCGAUAUGCAAACGGCGACUCCUACGAGGGCGAUUUUCAGCUGAACAAAAAACACGGAAUCGGGACAGCUCGAUACAAAGAACAACCUCCAGAAGACACUGAAGAGGACCCGGCGCUGAACGAAUCCGUUCGAGAAAGAUUCUCGACCUACUUGGGCCACUUUCGUGAAGGCAAACGCGACGAGAGCGGGGCGAUCGUCUACGCGAACGGGGACGUCUACAUUGGCGGAUGGAGCAACGGGAAAAAGUCCGGAUUUGGCAAGUACAGAUUUGCCGCAGACAAAUCGCAGCUGGUGGGCUACUGGCAACAAGGUCGAAUGCAGUACGGUCGCUGGAACCUCCCAUCGGGGAUUUAUUACGCAGGUUUUUUCAAACGAAACAAACCUUGGGGCAAGGGAGUCUGGGUCUUCCCCCGGAGUGGAAAUCAGGUCAUCGGCGAAUACAUCCAGAAGGUGAAAGACGCUGCCGAGGAACCUGCAGAAGAGGGCCAGGAGCCCGGGGAAGAAAGCCUGCCUCCUGAUGAGCUCCUUGAGAUUGAGUCCGUCGAAUUCAUGUGUAGACAGUGCACCUCGCUGAGGGAGUGAGAGACAGACGAGAAACCUGGCAGCUGAAGGAAUAGCCGCCUGCCUGUCAACGAGAAGCACACCGACGCUUCACCUGCUUCUGAGUCGACAGUUGUUAAGCAUUCCGCCAUAACUAGGAAGCACGGAAGAGAAACACCGCCGCGGGCAACACUUAUGAAUGUCCAGAAAACCUUACUAUCGAGGAUGCAAACCCGCUUAAUUGCAUGCAACCAGGAAAUAGCAGAUUCAGUCUCCAGAGCUAUUUCACUGCAGUCUACCUGCACACUCUAUAACGGUCUACAGGUAUUUUUGACUAUGCCAUCCGUACAUCCAAGUUGACAACGUGUCAGAGUCAAUGCUAGGAGUGGCUGCUGAUACAUUGUGAUUAUGCCGACGGCGACUAAUGCAGUGUGAACGGUUUUCGACUCGACUACACCCUAAAGUCCAUUUUGUAAACGAUAUUUUCGAGAAAACUGCUCGCGGCGUGACAGACUGUGGAUCGUGUUUCACUAGGAAAUAGAAAAAUGUUGUGCCUCCCUGUCGGAGACCUGAAAAUCGAGAGUUGCCGGGCGGUUAAUGAGGAGGUUUCCUCAAGUACCAACCUACGCGUUUGACAGAAACACGAAAGACGUCCGUCUGUGAUGAAAAACUCGGUUCUACCAGUGGGAAGUGCCGAAUUCUGCUAGGGGAACAGACAUUGCAAGCGUCGCUGGUUCACAUGGACACAGGGUCUCUCUCGGCACGCGCUGUUGACUUCGCGUCUCGCGUACGGGAGUAGGUCCGCGACUUCCGCUUUUGUCUGCCAUGUGAAGGUGAACGCGGGGGACAUCGAGAACAGUUCUAGUUUUCGCUGGAGGUGUUUCCUGAACAGAGACUGUCGCUGUACCGGCCGGGGCGGAUCGACUCGAAGAAAGCCAGCUGGGCAUCCAUUUUCCGGAAAAAGCGUGGAACGUACACUCCUUGAAGCGUCGUUCCGUGUUAAGACUAAGACAAUUUUCCAGGCGGUAACUUUUUCCACUACGGAAAGAGGACUUGAAAGUGAGACGAUUAGACAAAAUGAAGGUUUCCCCGUCGACUUCGGGCACUGGUUUUUUCUCGAGAAAAGCUACAGAACGUCGCUUGUGUCUGUGGCUUUGCUCAGCCGAAAAAAUAUCACAGGAGGCACGACAGAUCUCCUGACGAAGCCCGUUACGCGGAAGUACACAUUUGAGUGCAGUUGCCAAUCUGAUCAGAUUUUAUUCAAUAAACUCAGUUCCUUUUUCUAAAGACAAACGUGCAAUGCAUGUCAGUGCACCAGAUUUGUUUCACGUCGAGAUUGCUUUCCCAGAAGACGUUUCUCCGGAACCUUGCACAGUUCCUUUCGUCACCCACAACCGAUACGCAUCUACGCAGAUCGCCUGCCACGAAUCUGCAGACGUCCGCACACCGACAACGACUCGCUGACGCCUGCUUCACUGAUCCUGCAAAUCUGCGAACACGAGCGCCUCGAGACGCUUGGUCCGACACAAUUUUUGGUGGGGAACAACCCACUCUUUCCUCCCGUGUCGCUGCUCCCCCUCGUCGGUGAUUGACUGAGGAGAGGAGACGGACUCCUUUUCGUUCUUGCGCGUCGUCGCGCUCCCGCAGAGCCAGCGCCUUUCUCUCAAGAAGCGAGGGCUCGGCGUUCGACCUUGAGAAGGCCGGAGAGGCUGCCUCGCGAAAGCGACCGAGCAUUCACCCGCGGGAGGGAUCUCUGGAGAGACCCAUCGAGGACCUGAAGCUGGCAACGCUCUAGUCCAAGCUCCAGUACUCGCGGUCCUUCUUUCUGGGCUUCUGAGAAGCAGACACAGGAAAAACAACACGUUGGAAACUGAAAACGCAACGCCCGGGGAACGGAGGAAAGGCAAUGCACAAAUACCCCGUUCGAUCUGACUCCACAGACGCACAUGCGUCAGACAGCGU